Messenger RNA from Phlebotomus papatasi, 642 nucleotides. RefSeq names its product ADP-ribosylation factor-like protein 6-interacting protein 4. The transcript has a single exon. NCBI's taxonomy places the organism in Eukaryota, Metazoa, Arthropoda, Insecta, Diptera, Psychodidae. The record is from RefSeq and is a predicted model, not a curated record. Bases 1 to 495 code for a protein of 164 amino acids.
AUGGAUAUUCCUGGGAGGUCUGGGGCUGUGGGAUGGAGUAUGGAUGGACGGAAGAAGGUGAAGAAGCAUAAGCACAAGGAUCAUAAGAAACACAAACGGAGAUCAUCGAGUUCCAGCAGUUCCAGUUCUUCGAGUGACUCAUCAUCUGGGCGAAAAAUGAGUAAGGAAGCAAGGAAAGCGUACAAGGAGCAGAAGAAGCUGCAGAAGAAAAUGAAGAAGGCUGCAAAAAAGGCAGGAACCAACUAUGACAUCCCGAUAAAUCUGAUGAACAGCACUGCAAGAGCUCCAGAAACCAGAGAUCAAUGGGAAGCCAGGCAGAAUGUCAUCCGGAGGGUCGUAGAUCCUGUCACGGGCAGAGAGAGGCUGAUUCGGGGUGAAGGGGAGAUUUUGGAGGAGAUCGUGAGUCGAGAUAGACAUCGAGACAUCAACAGGCAAGCUACAGCUUCAGACGGGGCCUACUUCCAGGCCAACACAAUUGGCUGGAAACUCAAUUGAAAGCCCAGAAGUAAUCCUUCAAUUUUUAUUUCCUAAUAAAAUCUUAUUUUUUUGCAAUGCUGCAUGGGAAAUGCUAAGAAAUUCAACCAAUCACUUAAGUAAAGAAUUGUACAAUUGGCUCAAUAAAAUUGAACGAAGAACGUUGUA